CUCUGGUUUUCCUUUAAAAGGGCAUACAAAUGUGAUGAGAAUCAGGUAUGGGUGAGCCCUGAUGCUGUUAAGGAUGUGCCUGUCUGUGAGCAGGAUGUGGGUGAAGCUGAAGAACCCUGCCCCAGGCAGAUACAGUGCAUCACUGGAGCCAUGCUGGCUCAGAUGGGCAGCUUCCCUUGGCAGGGCCAGAUGGUGACUCGGCACAACCUCACUGUGGGCACACUCCUCAGUGACCAGUGAGGGCUGGCCACAGGCAGGAAUGUGUACCUGAACUCACAGUGGGAAACCACACUGGAGGAGAUUGUCCCUACACUGCAACUGUUCUUGGGCAGCUGGGAGCAAACCACCUUGAGCAUCGAGCACGUUGUUCUGCACCCCGGCUACCCGCAGGCUGUGGACCUGGCAUUGCUGAAGCUGAAGGUGCUUCUUAGAGAGAGGCAGGACUAUGUGCACCCAGGACGGGUGGGCUACAUCUCAAUCUGAGGCUGCAGUGCCACCUUUGGCUUUCCUGCCAUGCUGAAGUAUGUGAAACUGCCAGCGGCUGAGUGAGCAGUGCUAGGAACACCGCAGUGCUAGGAACACCACAGUGCACGGAAUGCGUCCCACAGGCUGCAGCCCAUCCUUGGCAGCGGCACCUUCUGCGUGGUGAGCAGGCUGCGGGAGGACCCCUGCUGUGGGGAUGCAGGCGGAGCCUUGUCCCGCGGCUCCCAGUGAAACACCUGCUACCAGCUGGCAGCAUCAGCUGCACGGGACUGCACAGCUGCCAGGCACGCACGGCAUGCUCGUGGAGGAGUUCUGGCUUGCGUGAAGGAGACAGCGGCAGCUGGCUGAGGCCAGACUGUGAGAGAAUAAAACUGUUGCGCACCAGG
Molecule: messenger RNA, 869 nt
Organism: Taeniopygia guttata (zebra finch)
Lineage: Eukaryota; Metazoa; Chordata; Aves; Passeriformes; Estrildidae
Product: haptoglobin
Biological process (GO): zymogen activation
Cellular component (GO): blood microparticle
Molecular function (GO): serine-type endopeptidase activity
Source: RefSeq, a predicted model, not a curated record